AACCGGCCUGCGAUGGUCUCUGUCUGGAUGCCCGAGGGAAGCGUGCUCAAGUACAUAGCGGAGAACUCGCCUGUCUCGGGCUACGCGAUCUCGUUGGCAAGCGACCUUCCGUGUUGUGUGAUUGAGCUGAUGGAUUGGGCAGCUUACAGACAUUGCGGAUGGCCUGGCAUAUCUGCAUUCAUCCAACGUUAUCCACGGAGAUCUCUGCGCUCGGAACGUGCUCGUCGACAAAGGGAGUGCGAUGGUGACCGACUUUGGGCUGGCGGGAUUCAUCGAGAGCGAGUCGACGGUGUUAUCCACUCGCGGAGGAACACUGC
This is a messenger RNA of Mycena citricolor, 317 nucleotides long. The record is from the annotation of a GenBank genome assembly. NCBI's taxonomy places the organism in Eukaryota, Fungi, Basidiomycota, Agaricomycetes, Agaricales, Mycenaceae.